This is a messenger RNA of Peromyscus californicus insignis, 8468 nucleotides long. RefSeq names its product BCL11 transcription factor B (gene Bcl11b). The transcript has 4 exons. Bases 950 to 3601 code for a protein of 883 amino acids. The record is from RefSeq and is a predicted model, not a curated record. Lineage: Eukaryota; Metazoa; Chordata; Mammalia; Rodentia; Cricetidae. Gene Ontology annotation, cellular component: nucleus. Gene Ontology annotation, biological process: positive regulation of transcription by RNA polymerase II. Gene Ontology annotation, molecular function: DNA-binding transcription factor activity; RNA polymerase II cis-regulatory region sequence-specific DNA binding.
UUGAACUUGAAUUUUAUCCCAUUGUACAGAGGCAGCCCCAGCCACAGAGAGACCGAGAGCUCCCGGAGAACCUGGACUCCGCCAUCUUCACGUUGCAAUCUAUAGCUCCCGUCCACGCCCGCACCGACCCGGGCACACUGGGCGAGCCGCCCCGCAGCCCCGCUCCCCCUGGGCCCGCGGCGCCCGGCAGCGCUGGGGAGCGCGCGCGGGGACCCGCAGCCCCUCCGGCCGGCGCCAGCCUGCCAGGUGACCCGGGAAGGAGCCGCUCCCGGAGUCCCCCAGAGCCUCGGAGGGGUCAGCCUCCGAGAAAGAAAAAAGCAGGCAGCGCGCAGAAAACCCAGAAAGAGCCGAACCAAGGCAGUUUUUCAUUGCUUUUGGGCUUUUGAGGGGGCGGGGUGAGGGGUUACGAGACAAGUCCCCAAGUUUUCUUUGCUUUUUUUUUCCCUUCUUUUUUGAAAUUUGUUUGCAUUUUCCUCCCCCCUCCCUUUGGGUGGAAGUGCGCGUUCCACCUACCAGACCCCGAAAGAAAAGUGUCAGAGGCCGGUGCAAAACCCGGCGUAACUUCAAGAAGACAUUUACAAGUCUAAGAGGCCAAGCACUUUGAAGAAGUGUGAGAGAUAUUUUUCCUCCAAAAGAAUAUAUUUUUAAAGAAACCAGCCAACCCGCGGCGAGCAACAGCAGUUUUAUCAUUUAUUUUUGCCUUUUCUAUUUUAGACCAAGCCAUCUUCCUGGCUUUUUCUUUUUUCAAAAACAAAAACAAAAACACAGCCCAGAAGAAAGAGCAAAAUAAAGACGAAGAAGAAGAAGAGGAGGAGGAGGAGGAAGCGAGGAAGGGCAGAGGCACCAACCCGGGCAGAGGAGGAGGCGCGGCGGCGGCGGCGGCUCGGACCCCCUCCCCGGCCCGCAUCUGUGCAGCUCUCCGGGCGAUGCCAGAAUAGAUGCCGGGGCAAUGUCCCGCCGCAAACAGGGCAACCCGCAGCACUUGUCCCAGAGGGAGCUCAUCACGCCAGAGGCUGACCAUGUGGAGGCUGCCAUCCUCGAGGAAGAUGAGGGUCUGGAGAUAGAGGAGCCUAGCAGCCUGGGGCUGAUGGUGGGUGGCCCCGACCCUGACCUACUCACCUGUGGCCAGUGUCAGAUGAACUUCCCGCUGGGGGACAUCCUGGUUUUUAUAGAGCACAAGAAGAAACAGUGUGGGGGCCUGGGCGCCUGCUACGACAAGGGCCUGGACAAGGGCAGUCCUCCACCCUCCUCUCGCUCUGAGCUCAGGAGAGUGUCUGAGCCAGUGGAGAUCGGGAUCCAGGUCACCCCUGAUGAAGAUGACCACCUACUGUCACCCACGAAAGGCAUCUGUCCCAAGCAGGAGAACAUUGCAGGGCCGUGCAGGCCUGCCCAGCUGCCAACGAUGGCCCCCAUAGCUGCCUCCUCUUCCCACCCUCCCACAUCUGUGAUUACUUCACCUCUGCGUGCCCUGGGCGCUCUCCCACCCUGCUUCCCGCUGCCUUGCUGUGGCGCACGCCCCGUCUCGGGCGACGGGACUCAGGGUGAGGGUCAGAUGGAGGCUCCCUUUGGAUGCCAGUGUCAGUUGUCAGGUAAAGAUGAGCCUUCCAGCUACAUUUGCACAACAUGCAAGCAGCCCUUCAACAGCGCUUGGUUCCUGCUGCAGCAUGCGCAGAACACGCACGGCUUCCGCAUCUACCUGGAGCCCGGGCCAGCCAGCAGCUCGCUCACGCCCAGGCUCACCAUCCCGCCUCCGCUUGGCCCCGAGGCCGUGGCGCAGUCCCCACUCAUGAAUUUUCUGGGGGACAGCAACCCCUUCAACCUGCUGCGCAUGACGGGCCCCAUUCUACGGGACCACCCCGGCUUCGGCGAGGGCCGCCUGCCAGGUACGCCGCCACUCUUCAGCCCACCGCCGCGCCAUCACCUGGACCCACACCGCCUCAGUGCAGAGGAGAUGGGGCUCGUGGCCCAGCACCCCAGUGCCUUCGACCGAGUCAUGCGCCUGAACCCCAUGGCCAUAGACUCUCCCGCCAUGGACUUCUCGCGGCGGCUGCGAGAACUGGCUGGCAACAGCUCCACGCCGCCGCCCGUGUCCCCAGGCCGUGGCAACCCUAUGCACCGGCUGCUGAACCCUUUCCAGCCCAGCCCCAAGUCCCCGUUUCUCAGCACGCCACCGCUGCCACCCAUGCCUGCGGGCACGCCGCCACCGCAGCCUCCCGCCAAGAGCAAGUCGUGUGAGUUCUGCGGCAAGACCUUCAAAUUCCAGAGCAAUCUCAUCGUGCACCGGCGCAGCCACACGGGCGAGAAGCCCUACAAGUGCCAGCUGUGCGACCACGCGUGCUCGCAGGCGAGCAAGCUCAAGCGCCACAUGAAGACGCACAUGCACAAGGCGGGCUCGCUGACUGGCCGCUCGGACGACGGGCUGUCGGCUGCCAGCUCCCCAGAGCCAGGCACCAGCGAGCUGCCUGGCGACCUCAAAGCGGCCGAUGGUGACUUCCGACACCAUGAGAGCGACCCAUCACUGGGCCCCGAACCCGAGGACGACGAGGACGAGGAAGAGGAAGAAGAAGAACUGCUACUGGAGAAUGAGAGCCGGCCUGAGUCGAGCUUCAGCAUGGACUCGGAGCUGGGCCGUGGCCGUGAGAACGGAGGCGGUGUGCCAGGUGUGGCUGGUGCGGGUGCUGCAGCCGCGGCGCUGGCAGAUGAGAAAGCGUUGGCACUGGGCAAGGUGAUGGAGGAUGCGGGGCUUGGCGCACUGCCACAGUAUGGGGAGAAGCGUGGCGCCUUCCUGAAGCGUGCAGGUGAUGCGGGUGACACGGGUGCUGGUGGCUGCGGGGAUGCAGGUGCACCGGGCGCGGUGAACGGGCGUGGCGGGGCCUUUGCACCGGGUGCAGAGCCCUUCCCAGCACUCUUCCCGCGCAAGCCUGCACCGCUGCCCAGCCCCGGGCUUGGUGGCCCAGCACUGCACGCGGCCAAACGCAUCAAGGUGGAGAAGGACCUGGAGUUGCCGCCUGCUGCGCUCAUCCCAUCCGAGAACGUGUACUCGCAGUGGCUCGUGGGCUACGCCGCUUCACGCCACUUCAUGAAGGACCCGUUCCUGGGCUUCACGGACGCGCGCCAGUCGCCUUUCGCCACGUCGUCCGAGCACUCGUCUGAGAAUGGCAGCCUCCGCUUCUCCACGCCGCCGGGGGACCUGCUGGAUGGUGGGCUGUCUGGGCGCAGCGGCACAGCGAGCGGGGGCAGCACGCCUCACCUGGGUGGCCCGGGUCCUGGGCGGCCAAGCUCCAAGGAAGGCCGCCGCAGCGACACGUGCGAGUACUGCGGCAAGGUCUUCAAGAACUGUAGCAACCUGACGGUGCACCGGAGGAGCCACACUGGAGAGCGGCCUUACAAGUGCGAGCUGUGCAACUACGCGUGUGCGCAGAGCAGCAAGCUCACGCGCCACAUGAAGACGCACGGGCAGAUCGGCAAGGAGGUGUACCGCUGCGACAUCUGCCAGAUGCCCUUCAGCGUCUACAGCACCCUGGAGAAACACAUGAAAAAGUGGCACGGUGAACACUUGCUGACUAAUGAUGUCAAAAUCGAGCAGGCCGAGAGGAGCUAAGCGCGUGUGCGGGGAGCAGCACGUGCGUCUGUACAGUGUGACCAUCGCCAACCAUCGCCAACGGGACCCGGUGACCGGACUGGCCUCUGUGUCCCCGGGGCCCAAGGGAGGCGGCAGUCCAACCUAACCUGUGUCUGCGAAGUCCUAUGGAAACCUGAGGGUUGAUUAAGGCAGUAAAGAUUUAAAAAAAAAAUUGUGGAGCCUUUUAACUGUGCAAUAAUUUCUGUAUUUAUUGGGUUUUGUAAUUUUUUGGCAUGUAUGUGCAGGUACUUAUUAUUAUUAUUAUUUCUGUUUAAAUUCCUUUAAAAGAUUUUGUUGGGUAUCCAUCCCUUCAUUUUUUAAUAACCCAGUAGUAGUUUGAGCAAUGACUCGCAAGUGAUGUAGAGGGAAGCUAUCUUUUAAAUUAUAAUUUUUGUGUGUGUGGGGGGGUGCUGCUUUUUUGAAAUUUAAGCUAAGCAUGUGUAAUUUCUUGUCAAGAAGCCAACACUUAAAUGACUUUUAAAGUUGUUUGCCUUUUCAUCAUUUACUUUUGUCCUGAAAUAAAAAAAAAAAGUGGCAUGUGGGUUUUUUUUGGGGGGUGGGAUGGGGAGGUGGCUUUCAAAAACAUUUUUUUUUUUUUCUGGGAGGUGGAUGUACAGCGGAUUACAAUCUUGAAAAUUGUAGCACUUUGUUUUAGCAUCGGAUUGGAGACAUAGCACUGAUGUCCUGAGGUCCCAGAGACCUUCUCUGUGUGGAAUUCAACUUUCCUGUCAUGGAAGGAAAACUUGGAGGGAGGGGUAUGUGGCAAGCAAGCUCCUCCCCAACUCGGGACCCUGAGAAACGUUUCCAGGUGACUCUAGGAACAGCCUCAGCACUUGGGCAUCCCCAGGAGAUACUGUCCUUUUCUGAGGAGCUUGGUGUAUCCUGGGAAGCUGCCUCUGCCCUUUCUUUGCUGUAGAUUUGGCGGAGGGUACCUACUGGGUAGGCAGCGGUGGCAGGGAGGAAGAGACUAACAAUGUUCUUUCAGGCUUCUCUCAGUGUGAUGCUUCUCUCUCUCACCUCCCACAGCCUACAUAUAAAUCCCGGGUGUCCAUUGCUACAGUGGUUGGUAAUUGACUGUGUCCCAAGCAGACAGCUGGUCUCGACCGUGGACUAGGGAAGUUAGAUCCGGGGUCUCUCAUCUAAUGCUGGCAGCACUGUAGGCCAGGGCAAUCUUGCCUGUUCUUUCUUGCUGGAGGAGCUGGGAAGAGUACCAUCCAAGGUGCCCCACGCUGCUUCCAUGUUUGUUUUUUUGUUUUUGUUUUUUUUUUCCUUCCUCCAAUUAGUUGGGACAUACCAUACAUUGGACUCGUUCAGAUUUGAUGUUUGAAUUCUGUUGACCCGCACUUUAAAGCUUUCGUUUGCAUUUAAAUUAAAUGGCUUCUCAACAAGAAAUUGCAGCAUAUUCUUAUCUUUGGCCCAGAGGUGGGUUAAACUGUAAGGGACAGUUGAGAUUGAGUGUCAGUAUUGCUAAGCGUGGCAUUCACAAUACUGGCACUAUAAAGAACAAAAUUAAAUAAUUUAUUGGACAGUCUCUCUACUGCCCUUCAAUUUGAUGUGCGUGCCUUGAAAACUGAUCUUCCUAUUUGAGUCUCUUGAGACAAAUGCAAAACUCUUUUUUUUUUUUGGUUAUUUUAUUUUUUUUUUUGAGAUGAAAAGACUUUAAAAAGCAAACAAGAAAAGUACAUUCUUUAAAAACAAAGCCACAUUUACUUUAAAUUAAAAAAAAAAUCCUGGUUGAAGAUAGAGGAUGUGAAAAUGCCAUAAGACCCAAUCAAAUGAAGAAGUAAGCCCAGCACAGCCCUGGACAUCCAUUAGCAGAAUUGUUUUCAGCCCCUUUUGUUUUUGGGACAACGCUGCUUAGAUGUGGAGUGGAGGUGAUUUACUGCUGAACUAAAACUCAAGUGACGCAAGCCGAUAUCGUUGAAUGAGAAAAAAACAAACAAAAAAAACAACAAAAUAAUUCAGGAACAAUGGCUAAUUUUUUUUUCUAAAUUUAAAUUUAGUGCACUCUGUCUUAAAAAUACGUUUACAGUAUUGGAUACAUACAAGGGUAAAAAAAUCGUGUGUAUGUGUGUUGGAGCGAUCUUUUUUAUUUUAUUUUAUUUUCAAAGUUUGCUUAAUAGGUUAUACAGAAAUGCCACAAUGGCUACGUGUAUAUUGUUUUCUUUUGGUGACGGGGUUUUAGUAUACAUUAUAUAUAUUGAAAUUUCUUGAUUACUGUCAAAGUGGACCAGUAUUUGUAAUAAUUGAGAAUGCCUGGGCAUUUUACAAAACAAGAAAAAAAAAAAGUCCUUUUUCUUUUCCUUGAAACCGUUACAGUAAGUUUUAAAUGGUGGGUCUAUGAAAUCUGUUCUGUCACAGUAACUGUAAAGUCGGAGUUUUAGUACAUUUUUUUCUGCCUUGGGUGUUGAAUUUUUAUUUCGAAAACAAAUGUAUAGAAACUUGUAUUUGGGGAUUAAAAGGGGAUUGCUACACCGUGUAGAAAAAGUAUGUAGAAAAAAGUGCUUAAUAUUGUUACUGCUUUGCAGAAAAAAAAAAUCACACUUCUGGCCUGUCCUUAUUUUUCUCUCCCCACCCCCCUCUGGAAUGGAUAUAUUGGUCGGUUCAUAUGAUGUAGGCUCUCGCUGUAUUUUUACUGGAGCUUGUAAUUUUUUAACUGUAAGCUUGUCCUUUUAAAGGGAUUUAAUGUACCUUUUUGUUAGUGAAUUUGGAAAUAAAAAGAAAAAAAAAAACAAAAACAAACAGGCUGCCAUAAUAUAUUUUUUUAAUUUGGCAGGAUAAAAUAUUGCAAACAAAACAAAACAAAACAAAAAACAGACAAAGACCUCACUCACAUUUGUAUGUUAAGUCCUCUUGUACAGGAGAAAAAAAAAGGGUUGUUUGACAACCUUCAAGAAAAAAAAAGACACAAAAGGCAAGAGUCCAAUGCUUUGGUUCCCGAGCCAUCCUAGUUGCAUAUAGUCUGCCAGAAUUGGCCCACUCAAAGAACCAGUGGCUUUGGGCUUUGAUCUGAAGGCCCGAACUUUGUGUCAGGCCUCCUGGGUGCAGCCACGGCAGAUCCCAUGGGAAGUGCUUUAUUUGUGUGGAGUGGUGAAAAGAGAGCCCUCCCUCUAUAAGAUGGUAGGUGUAGGGGUGAGGGAGCAAGGCCACCUCCUUACUCUGCUAUGGCUACUGUGGCUGCUCCCUCCACCCCCUGACCACCCUCCAGAGCAGAGAGAGAAUCCACAGCUGCGUUUGUCCUUGAGCAAACCCGGAUGGAUCAAAGCUCCUGGAAGGAGCAGCCGGGUCCGGGGGAGCCUCUGCCACUGAGGCUGGUGCAGGCGGGACUGAGGAGGGCCCUGAAGGCAGAUCCUUCUGUUCCAUGGACAGUGUCUGCUCACUUUCCUUCUCGGCUUCGCUGCUUUCCUCUGCAAUUCCAUUGGUUUCAGAAUGGUGAGGGGCCUAGGAUGAAGGAAUUCUGUGCCUUUCCAUCGUUCUCUCCUCCUGUGUUCCCUCCCCGCCCUCCUCCAGUCUCUGCCAACCCUCUCGCUGUUCAUCUCAUCUUUAAUUUCCUCCCCCCUCUUUGUCCCCUCUCCCCCAACACCCCUUUUUUGUAAAGCCAAGUAGCUUUAAGAUAAUAAAGUGGUUGUUUAUUGGAUGAGGGACUAAUACACUUUUCACAAAUAUCUAUAUCAGGAAGCCAUUUUUUUUUUUAAAUUUCAGGAAAUGUAAGAAAUCAUCAUUUCAGGUUAUGAAAGCAUGGCCGUGCAUCUUUCCAGGCAGGUCCUUACUAAAUGCAGAGUCUGCCUCACUGUUUCCCAUUUGACUUGCCUUUGCACAGUUAAAGGAUGGGGGCCAAGUGGGAUGCCACGCGCCCAAGGCUCAGUGUCCCACAGGCUUGCCCCAAGGCCCAGGAUGGCCCUGCCCCUCUGCUGCCCUGCCCCUCCGCUGCCCUGCCCCUCCGCUACCCUGCCGUUAGCUAUCUAGGAGCCUCUGUGUGGUUCUCCUGUGCUCGUAAAAGCUAGCCAGUGCUCACCAGCUCAUCUGUCACCAGAAUGCCAGGACUAAGCCAUCCUAAAGCACAAGGAUUGUAUGUCUCUGUCCACUGCAGAGAGAAGAGAAUUUUGCUUCGCUUAUCAAAGCGAAAACCAGCCAACCAACCUCCCCGAAGCAGGUGACCCAGCCAAAGGGCUCUAGCGUGGGUGACCCAACCAACCUCAGGUCAGGUUCCACACUGCCACAACUUUACCCAAAGUUGCCCGCCCCCCACUGGAACCUGCCACUUGCCAUUGGAGGGUCAUCAUGGGAAGGGGAGGGGAGAGGAGACUGGAUUACUCUAAUCAAAAUGUGAACCCUGAGGUGAUCAGCCUUCCACCCGGCCCUUCCGUCCAAGGUCCUGUUGACCGCAGGCGAAUCCGUGAUUUUGGUGCUCUCUGUGUCAGCCCUGCAUAGCAAAGGCACAUUGAUUUCAGCUGUUGGCUUUUGUACUGGCGAGGCAAAAUAUUUUUAUUACCUUUUCUAUUCCUUAUCGUAUGAGCUUUUGUUGUUUGCCUAGAGGGUUUGUCUCUUACAACAAGUUUGGAGCUAUUUAUUAUUGCUUGGUAUUUGUGCUCUGUUUUAAAAACAGGCACUUGUUUUUUUUAAUUAUGGAUAAAAUGUUGAGAUGACAGGAGGUCAUUUCAAUACGGCUUAGUGAAAUAUUUAUUGUUUCUUUUCUUCUCUGUACAAGAUUUUGGGCCUCUUUUUUUCCCCCUUAAUGUCACAAUGUUGAGUUCAGCAUGUGUCUGCCAUUUCAUUUGUACGCUUGUUCAAAACCAAGUUUGUUCUGGUUUCAAGUUAUGAAAAUAAAUUGGGACAUUUAACUUGA